AGGGUGGGCAGUGGUGGCGUCGGGUCUAUGAACGGUCGUAUGACGAACCAUGUCGCGAUAGGCACUAGGCCAAAGAGGAGAAUAUUCGGGAGGGGCCGAGGAGGAGGCAUCGACGAGGACUGUAGUGUUGCGUUGGUUCAGAGCCAGGACAUAGAGGUCGGAGGCAGCGACGUUCGCGUGUCGAGUUGGGACGUGUCGCGCACGUGCAGCUAAUUACAUGUGAUGGCUGCCUCUUUCCACGCUGCUAACGCCUCGGUGCAUCCGAUUGCCUAUCAUCCGUUAUGUGUUGUAAAAGAUUCUCCUGGAAAGGGACGCGGACUCUUUGCCGCAAGAUCUAUCCCGCCUCGAACACUGCUGGAGAGUAGUCCCGUCCUUCUGUUUGGCAAAGAAGAAUACGAAAAUCACGGAAAACACACCCUCUUGGACCACUACACUUUCAAAUGGAGAAACGGUUCCAUGGCACUCGCCCUCGGUCUCGGCUCUCUGUUCAACCAUUCUGAAUCCCCCAACGUGUCGUACACUCUCGAUCCUGCGACAGAAUCGAUACACUACACGUCCACGCGCAAUAUCUCUGAAGGCGACGAACUAUGUAUCUACUACGGAUCGAAUCUCUGGUUUGACGCUACUGGCUCUGAUCAAUCACAUCACCAGAGUCCGGAACCAGAAGACGGCUGGGGAGGUCUCCUGAAGCUCGAUCUUAGCGCGGCAGAGGAUGCAGAUGAAUUAGAGUGGCAUGUUCCCGACGGAGACGAGAGCGAGGUGCUUCCAGAAGAGAUGCUGCCCUUCCAACGCAUCAAACCUCUGCCGGAAGGAGAAACGGCGGAUACUGUACGGACGAUUGAAGCAUGGGCUGUAGACGUCCCCGAAGAACGCAACCUCGGUCCUCUCCUCAAAUGGCUUAAGCAGUCGCAACUCGACCUCGAAGCUCUGUCACAUCUGAGGCGCAUUCGCAAGCAAGAUAACACGUGCACCUUUCUGCUCAGCAUCGUCGAAGCGGGUCUUCCCUAUCCCAGUCUACCAAAGGAUAUCGUUCUCCCCGUACCAUAUCAUGUCACUGUGCCUGCGUCAGCUGCCCUGACAACAACAUCUCUCGCACUCAAAAUGCAGUUAUGGCCCACCGUCUUUUCACCCGUGCGCAAAAAUCAAGAAGAGGACUGGACACGAGGAAAAGCUCGUUGGGCGUGGACUGCCAUGCGGAAAGCGAUCGCUGAGGCCAAGAACCAGAGCGACGAGCUUCCCAUCACAGCUCACGUCCCGGUGCCCUACGAGACAGAGAGCGACGACAUUGGCCCUUUCCCCACGGCCGGCUUUCUUGCCCACGACAGGCGACAUUCGACAAACCAUCCACUGCGUCACGCAGUAAUGAACGUUAUUCGCGCGAUCGGUGAAUAUCACGCCUCUGGGCAGCAUAAAGACGCCAGCGCACGCAGUGGCUAUCUUCUGAGCAACCUUACUUUGUUCACCACGCAUGAGCCAUGUGUUAUGUGCACUAUGGCGCUGACCCAUUCUCGCGUCAAGGAAGUGAUCUACCUGGUCCCAAUGACAAGAACAGGCGGAUGCGGAGGCUCAGUGUGUGUCCCGCUCCUACCCGGGAUCAACCACAGGUUUUGGGUGGCGCAUUGGAAGAGAGAUGCAGAGCAAGUGAAGGGGAUCAAAUUAGACGACAACGUCGACGCUUGA
Messenger RNA from Mycena citricolor, 1680 nucleotides. The record is from the annotation of a GenBank genome assembly. NCBI's taxonomy places the organism in Eukaryota, Fungi, Basidiomycota, Agaricomycetes, Agaricales, Mycenaceae.